Rana temporaria (common frog) is the source of this 390-nucleotide messenger RNA. It is a transcript of the gene TMEM265, whose product is annotated as transmembrane protein 265. The transcript is spliced from 3 exons. Lineage: Eukaryota; Metazoa; Chordata; Amphibia; Anura; Ranidae. The coding region runs from base 1 to 390 and encodes 129 amino acids. The record is from RefSeq and is a predicted model, not a curated record.
AUGUCAUCGAAUAUCAAGUCCCCGACAGACGGAAAGUCCCACACACUAGAGAUGAAGGAACUUCCAAACCCCGCAGGCGGAAAGAUCCAGAAUGGAUCACCGGAGGAAACCAGAAUACUCAUCAACCAGAACCAACGCUGGUCCUCUCCACCCUGCCGCCUCCGAAGACUCGCCAUCAUGAGUAUUGUGUGCGGCAUCUCCUGUGUGGGCAUCAAAGCUUUACUCCUGGCUCUGCGGGCGGAGCGGGAAGUUGGUGUGAAGAAUUAUGAGGUUUUGGCGCGGAGGUCGCGGAGAUUCGCAGUGCUGAGCAUUGCGCUGUUUGUGGGGGGGUUGGUGCUGCUGCCGGUGCUGGUGGUCCUCGUAUCGUACAUCAUGACGCUUAUCGAAUGA